Danio rerio (zebrafish) is the source of this 2805-nucleotide messenger RNA. The record is from RefSeq and is a predicted model, not a curated record. Lineage: Eukaryota; Metazoa; Chordata; Actinopteri; Cypriniformes; Danionidae.
UCUGUAGUACAGCAUGCUCUCUGCACGCAUCAGUUAAACUCUCUGCCAAUAACAGAACAGAAAAGUAGUGCUGACAGUCUAUUAGUGCUGGGGCUGUUGCUACACAGCAAUCUGAAGAUGCCGGAAAGCAUUUAUAAAGCAUGCAUCAGACGUGUCCGGCUGCUGAAACUGACUGCACAUUUCCAUUAGCCCUGAUGCACUCUGGUGCUCCAAUUCUUCACACAAACGCAUUUUACACAGAAAAGCCAUCUUUGUCUCUGUUUUGACGUUAUUGAUUUGAAUCGGCUCUACUGUGACGUGUAUGCAAUUUGCUCACCCGCAGGUGCCGUGUGCAGCUCCAGGACAGCAUGGCGGGUGAGCCAGGAGAAAUGGAGACGUCACAGGAGCUCACCACACUUGAUAUGAACAUCAGCCUUUCAAAUGCCUACACGAACAACAGUAAUGCUACCAACCACAGCAGCAUCACCUACUACCCCUACUACCAGCACUCUCUGCCUGUGGCCGCCGCUCUGACUUUGGCUUACCUCUUCAUCUUUCUGCUGUGCAUGGUGGGAAACGGCUUGGUGUGUCUGAUUGUGUUGGAGAAUCGGCGGAUGAGAACAGUCACGAACCUCUUCAUACUUAACCUGGCUGUGAGCGACCUUCUAGUGGGGGUUUUUUGCAUCCCAACAACCCUGGUGGACAACCUCAUCACAGGCUGGCCGUUCACUAACACCGUCUGUAAGAUGAGCGGUCUGGUGCAAGGCAUGUCUGUGUCUGCCUCUGUGUUCACACUGGUGGCCAUCGCAGUGGACAGGUUCCGUUGCAUUGUGUACCCGUUCCAACCCAAACUCACCCUGCUGGUUGCCAAGGUGACCAUAGUGAUGAUCUGGGUGCUUGCUGUAGUGAUCAUGUGCCCGUCGGCUGUGACGUUAACCGUGGAGAGAGUGGAGCAUCACUACAUGGUCCGCGGCGAAGACUACAACCACACAUACCCGCUUUUCUCCUGCUUUGAGAACUGGGCCAAUCCACAGAUGAGGAAGGUCUACACCACUGUCCUGUUUGCACACAUUUACCUCAUCCCCCUCACCUUAAUCACGCUAAUGUAUGGGCGAAUCGGGAUCAAACUCUACACCACGUCUGUGAUCUCAGGGAAUGAUCAGCAUGAUGGAGGACAGCCGCACACGUCCCCUCAGGCCCCUGGAGGCCAGCAGGAAGGUCGGCCCCUCAUUUCUCAGAAGAAGAUCAAAGUUAUUAAGAUGCUGAGCAUCGUGGCCCUGUUAUUCACAAUUUCCUGGCUGCCUCUGUGGACUCUGAUGCUCCUCACGGAUUAUGGAGGUCUAAAUGAAGAUGAGCUAGAACUGCUGAGCGGCUAUGUGUUCCCGUUUGCUCACUGGUUGGCCUUCUCCAAUUCCAGCGUCAAUCCGAUCAUCUAUGGUUACUACAACGAGAACUUCAAGAGGGGUUUUCAGGCGGUCUGCAGGGCACAUUCGUGCUGCUUCGAGGGAAUGACAGCAAGAAGAGGAAUGCGACGGAAAGCAAGAGGAGAAACGAGGGAUCCUGCCGUUAACUCCAAUCCUUUGAAUUUUGGUGCAAGGAACAGGGUUUACACCGACGGCGACCUGAAGAACUCUGGCACGUGUUUGGAGCUGGAGCACAGAAGGACUGGAAGACUUUGUAAUAACUCUGUGUGCUCCAAUGAAACUGGAUCCAGCGUGGGAUCUGGGAUUAAAGGGGUGACGAACCAAAAAGCCUUUCAGAUGGAGGAGGCAGAGAAAAAAAGUCCCAUCAGAGGGAGUAAAAACCAAGCCUGGGAUCAGUAGACGGAUUACAGUCGAGACGUUUGUGAAUCUGUGAAUCUCAAAUCUAAUAGAGUCCAAAUGUCGUAAGCUCUUCAGACAAAAAAAGAGAACGAUUCGCUCUUCACAAUCUGAAUGAACUACUUUUUCUACAUUUUGGGCUCAAAAGCCACAAGCUCUGCUUCAUUUCCUGGAAGGUGCAAACAAGUGCUAUCCUAAAAGGGGAUGAAUUCAAAAUAUGGCACAUUAAAUCAUUCGUUUACAGACAUUUUUCUGUGCCACUGAUAUGGCCCGCAUGGAUAUUAUUUAAAAUGAUCAUCAGAAUUUAAUUGGCAAAGAUCUUAAUUACUGAAAUUCAAGCCAAAAAUAUGAAACAGAUCAAAUAUCAUAUUUAGAUCUGAGGUCAGUGGAUUGUAAUGCAACAUGAAGGCAAAUGAGUGCAUUUAAAGCAUUCAAUGAACAACUAGUCAUGGAUGAUCCCACUUAUAUCAUAGUCAUUUGCUAGCAUUUACACACACACACACACACUGAGAGAGAGAGAUAUAUAAUAUAAUAUAUUUUAGCGACUCAGUAUCAAGCCUUUUCAAAUAAAUGAUCAGUUUCUGUGUCCUCAGUGCAGUCUCUGUUAGUGAUGUGCACGUGUGUCAAUGAAAGCUACACAUCAAUAUGAAAAGGCGAUUAAAAACUACAUGUGCUUUAAAAGGUUUUAAUGUAUACCUUGGAAGAGAUGUGAACAUUUGAAAAGGGCAAUUCACACAUGCCUCUAAUUUAUAUCUAUAUGUUUUAGGUUUGACAUUUAUAAUAAAUGUUUAAUGUUAAAAAAAUUUUAUACUAAUAUUUUUGUUUAUUUUUUUUCUGAUUUAAAUACUAUUAAAUUUAGAGCACUCGCACACUAUUUAUAAACAUAUGAAUUAAUUUAGGGCUACCAUUAGUCUAUUUGACAUUAUAUAUGAAUGAAAUUAAUACAGUGCAAUUAUGUACACAUUUUUGUCUUUUAAAAAUAUAAUUUUGAGCAAGUGCUCAAAAA